Messenger RNA from Anoplopoma fimbria (sablefish), 4393 nucleotides. RefSeq names its product paxillin-like. Gene Ontology annotation, biological process: transforming growth factor beta receptor signaling pathway; substrate adhesion-dependent cell spreading; endothelial cell migration. The record is from RefSeq and is a predicted model, not a curated record. Bases 252 to 1841 code for a protein of 529 amino acids. The transcript is spliced from 11 exons. Lineage: Eukaryota; Metazoa; Chordata; Actinopteri; Perciformes; Anoplopomatidae.
UGUGUGUGUGCUGCUGGGCAGGCAGGGGGCUGGAUGUGGGAUGUCGGUGACUCCAGGGGGGCAGCAGGGUAUAUGUGUGUGUUUGUGAGUGUGUUUGAGACUCGUCGAGCAGCAGGGGGAACUUGAAAACUUCACCGUGUUCAGCGAGGCAGAUCUGUGAUCGAACAAGAGCUGCAUCGGCUCCAGUCCCGGUGUGAUCGACAGAGGAGGACCGGUCCGGUUCUCAGCGUUGGAAACGAUUUCCGGCCAACAUGGAUGAUUUAGAUGCUUUGUUGGCGGACCUUGAGUCCACAACAUCCCACAUUUCCAAGCGUCCGCUCUUCCUGUCUGACGAGACCGCCUACUCCUUCCCUGUUGGGGAUCAGAACCAGCAAGACCUCUGUUCUCCACCCCAAGUCCCACCCACGCCCUCUGAGCUAAACGGACUUGAUGAAACAGAGUCCUUCAGCUCAGCUCAGAGAAGUCCAUGGUCUAGAGAUAGCAGCAGUCCAACUCAACCAAUUGGCGAAGAGGACCACGUAUACAGUUUCCCUAAUAAGCAGAAGAAUAGUGAGUCAUCAGCUAUUGCCAUGAACUCAUCCUUGGGCAGCAACCUGUCUGAGCUGGACCGUCUGCUGCUGGAGCUCAAUGCUGUCCAGCAAAGCACCCCUGCCUUCCCUACAGAAGAAGAAGCAGCUCCCCCACUGCCUGCCAGCAGCGUCAUCCACCAUGUCCAGGAGAAUGGAGUCUGUACUGCAGGCAAGGCUGCACCACCUGUACUGGAGAAGCCCAAGCGCAGUGCUGCCGCUCGGGGAAUAGAGGAUGUACGACCAAGUGUAGAGAGCCUUCUGGAUGAGCUGGAAAAUUCUGUGCCCUCACCCAUUCCCACACCGUUGGUUGUGUCAGACGAUCAAACCGAUGGACAGGAGGAAACUCCAGCACAGCAGCAAGCCAGAAUGUCUGCCUCCUCUGCCACACGAGAGCUGGAUGAGCUAAUGGCCUCCCUAUCUGACUUCAAAGUCCAAAGCAAUAUCCAUCCCCAGGGAACGACUUCUCCCACCGGUCCCCCUAAACCAGCCAACAAGCUGGACAACAUGCUUGGAAGCCUGCAGUCCGACCUCAACAGACUCGGAGUCCAGACGGUGGCUAAAGGUGUCUGCGGAGCCUGCAAGAAACCCAUUGUUGGGCAGGUGGUGACGGCCAUGGGCAGAACGUGGCACCCCGAGCACUUUGUAUGCACCCACUGCCAGGAGGAGAUCGGCUCUAGAAACUUCUUUGAGCGUGAGGGCCAGCCUUACUGUGAAAAAGACUACCACAACCUGUUCUCACCCCGAUGCCACUACUGUAAUGGACCCAUACUGGAUAGAGUAGUGACUGCUUUGGACAAGACUUGGCAUCCAGAGCAUUUCUUUUGUGCCCAGUGUGGAGCCUUUUUUGGACCAGAAGGUUUCCAUGAGAAGGAUGGAAAGGCGUUCUGCAGAAAGGACUACUUUGACAUGUUUGCCCCUAAAUGUGGCGGUUGUGCCCGUGCCAUUCUGGAGAACUACAUCUCUGCUCUCAACGCACUGUGGCACCCUGAGUGCUUCGUCUGCAGGGAGUGCUUCACACCAUUCAUAAACGGCAGCUUCUUUGACCACGACGGCCAGCCGUACUGUGAGUCGCACUACCACGAGCAUCGCGGCUCGCUGUGCUCCGGCUGCCAGAAGCCCAUCACCGGCCGCUGCAUCACAGCCAUGGGCAAGAAGUUCCACCCAGAGCACUUUGUGUGCGCUUUCUGUCUUAAGCAGCUCAACAAAGGCACCUUCAAGGAGCAGAACGACAAGCCCUACUGCCAAGGCUGCUUUGUUAAACUCUUCAGUUAGACAGUGUGUUUGUGUAUAAAUGUGUUUCAACACCCGUCUACACAUUAAUUUUACAGGUCUAAAUGCACGUGUCUGACUCAUACAUGUCUAGCAUGUAUGAGUCAGUGAAAUGUUUUUUGAGAAUGAGGGUGUAGUUCACUGGUGGAUCACAAUAUAAAAUGUCUCCGAGUAUUGACCCUUGACAUGGAAGGGACUUCCCUGUCUGUCCAACCUCUCAGGCUUGGCAUUUCACACUUUUGCUAAAGACAUUUUUAACAGAGCCCAAAGAGAUUUUUAUUUAGAGUUUUCCUCCUGUGUGCAGCAAAGAAAACACGCUUUUCAUUUCCCCCUUGUGCGUGUGUACAUAUAUAAGCGUCAAAUUAAGAAUUCUUCAGAGCACUGAUUUGUAAAUGAUUUAAUUCCCCCAUUGCAGGGCAACCAUGGCAUCCUUUGAUGGUUUUAUGCUGAGAUAGCUGCUUAAUUGCAUGGACCAUGGAGAGUUGACUUAAGCAGUUUUAGAAUAUGUUGAGUGUUAAAUACAUAGUGCUUGGCCAAUGUUUGGAAUAAUCCAUGAAAAAUAUGUAUUUUUCUAGCUUUGGAAACUAUUUAGGUGCCAUUUAAAAAAUAACCAUGAAAACUCUCCAUACGUACAUUCACACAGACACUCACUAGACUCCUCCAUCUUCUUCUUCACUAUUUUAAAAUACCAGUUCAAACUAUUUGCACACUCCAACCACAGAUCUCUUGAUGAGACCGUCUUAAGGUGCAUUUUACAGGUGUCGGCAAGACAUUAUCUAGUCCUUAUUUUUCUACUGUUUUACAAUGAAAUUGAACCAAGAUGUUGUAUCAGUUUCAGCAGACAUUACAUUUACAUUUGUGCUCUUGUAAGUUAAGUAUUUUACCAUUGGGAGUGAGAUCAAACAUAAGUCUAUAUACAUAUAUUAAACUUUUCCCCCAGGAGCAACUCAUACUUUCCUACCGCAAAGUGUGCGUUGUGUCAUUUACAUUAAUAGCGUUCAAAUAAAACUAAACGAAAGUGACUGAUGACAAAAAGUAGGUCAAUAAGAACAAUUGAUGUAUUAUGGUCUUUAAUGUUGAACUUGUGAUGCAAUUUAAAAGAAUCCAAAACAAAGUUGAUUGUCUUUACUCCACUUUAAAAUUAGAGAUUUUCAUGCUGUAUGUACCCACGCAAUCGGUUCAGAAGAAUUCAGAAUAAUUGAUUCUUCAGUUUAACAUCUUUUCCAUAUUUUACUAUUGCUACUGUUGUGAAUUUAUCACUGUAUUGAAUCUAUUAAUAACCCUGGUUAAAGAUUUACAAUAUGGUUGUGGAUUAGAAGCAUGCUUUCUUAUAUGUGGAGUUUUAUCAGCACUAGCUGCCAGAUGCUGUUACAAUCAAAAACUAAAUUUGUAUACCUGUGAAAUGCUCGACUUUGUGACAGAACUGUGUUUUGUCACUGUUUUGAUGAAAAUAUAUAUAUUUUUGAGCUGUUUGGGCUCACACUGAUAUGCAAAGAGCUGGCUCUAUUGGCAUGGAGGCUAACAAUAGUUCACCCUGUUCUCUCACACAACGAGUACCAGCUUUGAUUCCAGUGUGUUAGACUUCCACGGAAACGCAGCCCUUAUUAUUUUCAUUUUGAGUCAUGAACUAUGAUCCUACUGUCUGAGUUUAUGUCAGGGGUCACUGAUGAAAGCUGGAUGUUGGUGUUAGCUGGUCAGGAAUCAGAAUACAACACCAAGCCAGGGCCAAGCCUCUAGCAAAGUUGAUGUUAUGACUCAUUUCAUCUUUAUCUUACCUGAAGCUCUGUUUUGUGACAUGAGUGGGGUUUUUUGUGACAAUAUUUCUUGUCUUUAAUUUUGAUUCACUAUGUGUGCACAGAGUGAAUACACAGUAUCUACAUUCAGAUUGUUUUUACUUUAAGAAGAUGUUUCUCUUGUGCCAAAUGUUUCAAUGCAAUAAGGUCUUAUACACUGUGGAGUUCUCAACCUUUCAUGUGAUUUGACUCGUUAUGGGCUGGACUCUGGGAGAGGCUUCGUCUGCUGUGGUGCAUCUCAACACCUAAUAGUUUUCACUGUAAUAGACAAGCCAAGGAGAACAGUCCGUACCGAGUCAUUCAGUCGAAAGUAUAGUGUACACUUGUAGCUGAUUCAGAUUUACAGGAAGUAGCAGGGGGAAAUAAACAGGAAUUGUGAGUUAACUUUCCCCCAUGUAAAUGUAUCUACUUACAGUAUAUUGCCUUAAAGUUUUUGCUUCUGUCAAAGAAUUCCUAAAAAAAAAAUUCAAAGCCUUUAACUGUUAAUGACGUAAAACGAACUUUGCUUUGUAAAUGGAGACAUUCAUGUGAAAUUUUACCAUUUCAAUUUGCUCAUGAGCUACACAUUUUUCUGGCUCUCUGUGUUGGUGGGGUGUAAGCCCAUGUGGGUCCUGAUUACUGACUGAUUAUUAUAACUGCUGCAAAUAAAAUAAGUUCUUUAUUUCUGGCAUUGUUUUGUCUGAAAAGUGAUUUUGUGUUUUUCUUUUCACCCAUAUCUUUUACCAAUGUUUUGCAUUAAACAAGAUCUUUGGAAAUAUUUAA